UAAGCCAUACCAGUCUUUGCACGCAGUUAACGUCCAGUAUGCUCAAGUAGUACGUUCGGGAACUGACAUGCCAUCACAGGCGUCGUGCUUCACCGUCUCCAACCUGUACUACAAUCAAGCCAUCCUCAACCGCAUAGCCGAGGGGUUCGGCGUCACGUUUGAAAAAGCCUCGUCGGUCGCGACGCUCAUGCAGGCCGGCUAUGCGGGCGGUCUCUUGCUCCUCUGUCCGCUCGGCGACAUCUUCCCGCGGCGGCCGUUCAUCCUCGGCCUGGUGGGCUUCACAGCAACGAUUGUACGUACCUAAUCACCUUCGCUCCCUCCUUGUCCUUCCAUAACACGAUGUGACACCGUUAUUGACGAAAUCGACACCCGUCCUACCUUACCCAGUGGCUCGCGCUCUGCCUGACCACAUCCUUCACCACCUUCGCAGCCGUCUCCUUCCUGGCCGGCUUCACCACCGUGACGCCGCAGCUCAUGCUGCCGCUGGUGGGCGACCUGGCGCCGGCGGCGCGGCGCGCCAGCUCGCUCGCCAUCGUCGUCUCGGGCCUCUCGCUCGGCAUCCUGGUCGCGCGCAUCCUCUCGGGCCUGCUGGCCGCCUACACGCCCGGCUGGCGCAACAUCUACUGGUUCGGCCUCGGCGCCCAGUGGCUCGUGCUGGCCCUGCUCUACGUCGGCCUGCCCGACUACCCGAGCAAGAACCCCGGCGCCGCGUGGAGCUACGCCCGCGUGCUGGCCAGCAUGCUGCGCCUGGCCGUGACCGAGCCGCUGCUGGUGCAGGCCGCGCUGGUCGCGUUUCUGCUGAGUGCUGUGUUCACGUCGUACUGGACCACGCUGAGCUUCCUCCUGUCGAGCCCGCCCUUUGGGUACUCGAAUCUGGUCAUCGGGCUGUUUGGGCUGAUCGGCGUGGUGGUGAUCCUGGCGGCGCCAGUGUACAGCAGGCUGGUGAUCGACAAGGUGGCGCCGCUGGUGUCGGCUGUGAUGGGGGUGACGUUGGAGCUGGCGGGCGUUGUCGUCGGCACGUUCACGGGGUCGUAUAAUGUUGCUGGGCCGGUGAUCCAGGCCAUCGCUAUCGAUCUCGGCGGCCAGUUCACCCAGAUCGGCAACCGCGCGGCCAUCUACAGUAUCCAGCCCAACGCGAGGAACAGGGUGAACACUGCCUACAUGGUGUUCUCCUUUGCCGGCCAGUUGACGGGCACGGCGGUGGGCAACAGGUUGUAUGCUCAGGGUGGCUGGGUGUACAGCGGGAGCUGCAGUAUCGCGUUUACUGGUCUGGCCCUGGUCAUCUGCCUCGCUCGUGGUCCGAGGGAGACAGGAUGGAUCGGGUGGUCAGGAGGAUGGACAAUACGGAGAGAUGAUUUGCCGUCGGCGGAGAAGGGGUCUGAGAGUGAAGGAGUUGCUGUCGAAGAGGCGCUGGCAGGGACGACCGCUGCUGAGGGCGACCAGCAAAGCUCUGGGAGGAGUGGGAAGCUUCAAGCGUGUUGAUAGACACUAGAGAUUAAUCAUGCCCAGCAUCAAAUACUAGUCGCUAUCACUGCUGUGACUGUGACGCUUUUCUAUCAUACCAAAGCUAGGGGCUAGAAGAAGGAAAAGAAUAAGCUGACGCUGAGACGAGGAUAACAUAUCUCAUCAAGCGGGUGACAGG
Thermothielavioides terrestris NRRL 8126 is the source of this 1642-nucleotide messenger RNA. RefSeq lists its product as uncharacterized. Bases 475 to 1482 code for a protein of 335 amino acids. Lineage: Eukaryota; Fungi; Ascomycota; Sordariomycetes; Sordariales; Chaetomiaceae. The transcript has 2 exons. Gene Ontology annotation, biological process: transmembrane transport. Gene Ontology annotation, molecular function: transmembrane transporter activity. The record is from RefSeq and is a predicted model, not a curated record.